Onychostoma macrolepis is the source of this 5447-nucleotide messenger RNA. Its product is annotated as zinc finger protein 721-like. The record is from RefSeq and is a predicted model, not a curated record. The coding region runs from base 223 to 4884 and encodes 1553 amino acids. NCBI's taxonomy places the organism in Eukaryota, Metazoa, Chordata, Actinopteri, Cypriniformes, Cyprinidae. The transcript has 6 exons.
GCAGAUGUUGCUAGCGUGCCGUCACUCAUGCAUUGCGCAUGCGUGGAACUUUAUUGAAGAUAAUGAGGAGAAAGAAAAAUUGAGUGAAGUUGAGGAGAAAAAUUGUGUCAAAAAUGGAGAAAAACCCAAACAGAAAGAUUUAAAGGAAAAAGAGCCAAGAAAUCUUUCACCUGCACUCAGUGUGGAAAGAGUUUCACAUACAAAUGUCAUCUUGAGCUUCACAUGAGAGAUCAUGCUGGAGAAAAACCGUUCACUUGUGAUCAGUGCGGUUACAGAUUUUUGAGAACUUCAAUCCUGAAGAAACACCUGAGUGUUCAUACAAAGGAGAAGCCACAUUCAUGUCAUUUGUGUGGAAAGAGUUUUUCACGUCCAGAAAAUUUAAAAGAACAUCAGAAAAUACAUGCUGUUGUGAGAGAGUACAUUUGCUUUGAGUGUGACAAGACUUUUACUACAGCAAAGUGUGUAAAAAGGCAUGAGAGGAUUCACACUGGAGAGAAACCUUACAAGUGUUCACACUGUGACAAGAGAUUCAGUGAUCCAGCAAAUAUGAAAACACAUGAGAUGAUCCACACUGGAGAGAAACCAUACACAUGUGAUCAGUGCGGGAAGAGUUUCACACGAAAAGGACGCAUUAUGUCACAUAUGAGAGUUCACACUGGAGAGAAACCAUUCACUUGUGAUCAGUGUGGGAAGAGUUUCUCACAAUCAUUCAGACUUAAGGAGCACAUGAACAUCCACACUAGAGAGAAACUAUACUCAUGUGAUCAAUGCGGCAAAACAUUUUUGAGAGCUUCAGACCUGAAGAAUCACCUGAGAGUUCAUACAAAGGAGAAGCCACAUUCAUGUCAUUUGUGUGGAAAGAGUUUUUCGCAUCUAGAACAUUUGAAAGAACAUCAGAAAAUACACACUGGUGUGAGAGAGUACAUGUGCUUUGAGUGUGAGAAGACUUUUACUACAGCGAGCCGUUUAAAACUGCAUGAGAGGGUUCACUCUGGAGAGAAACCUUACGAGUGUUCACACUGUGACAAAAGAUUCAAUCAGUCAGCAAAUCUGAAAAUACAUGAGAGGAUCCACACUGGAGAGAAAUCGUUUACAUGUGAUCAGUGCGGGAAGAGUUUCACACGAAAAGGACGCAUUAUGUCACAUAUGAGAGUUCACACUGGAGAGAAACCUUACAAGUGUUCACACUGUGACAAAAGAUUCAAUCAGUCAGCAAAUCUGAAAAUACAUGAGAGGAUCCACACUGGAGAGAAACCUUACAAGUGUUCACACUGUGACAAAAGAUUCAAUCAGUCAGCAAAUCUGAAAAUACAUGAGAGGAUCCACACUGGAGAGAAACCAUUCACUUGUGAUCAGUGCGGGAAGAGUUUCACACGAAAAGGACGCAUUAUGUCACAUAUGAGAGUUCACACUGGAGAGAAACCUUACAAGUGUUCACACUGUGACAAGAGAUUCAGUGAUCCAGCAAAUAUGAAAACACAUGAGAUGAUCCACACUGGAGAGAAACCUUACAAGUGUUCACACUGUGACAAGAGAUUCAGUGAUCCAGCAAAUAUGAAAACACAUGAGAUGAUCCACACUGGAGAGAAACCUUACAAGUGUUCACACUGUGACAAAAGAUUCAAUCAGUCAGCAAAUCUGAAAAUACAUGAGAGGAUCCACACUGGAGAGAAACCAUACACAUGUGAUCAGUGCGGGAAGAGUUUCACACGAAAAGGACGCAUUAUGUCACAUAUGAGAGUUCACACUGGAGAGAAACCUUACAAGUGUUCACACUGUGACAAAAGAUUCAAUCAGUCAGCAAAUCUGAAAAUACAUGAGAGGAUCCACACUGGAGAGAAACCAUACACAUGUGAUCAGUGCGGGAAGAGUUUCACACGAAAAGGACGCAUUAUGUCACAUAUGAGAGUUCACACUGGAGAGAAACCUUACAAGUGUUCACACUGUGACAAAAGAUUCAAUCAGUCAGCAAAUCUGAAAAUACAUGAGAGGAUCCACACUGGAGAGAAACCAUUCACUUGUGAUCAGUGCGGGAAGAGUUUCACACGAAAAGGACGCAUUAUGUCACAUAUGAGAGUUCACACUGGAGAGAAACCAUUCACUUGUGAUCAGUGCGGGAAGAGUUUCACACGAAAAGGACGCAUUAUGUCACAUAUGAGAGUUCACACUGGAGAGAAACCUUACAAGUGUUCACACUGUGACAAAAGAUUCAAUCAGUCAGCAAAUCUGAAAAUACAUGAGAGGAUCCACACUGGAGAGAAACCUUACAAGUGUUCACACUGUGACAAGAGAUUCAGUGAUCCAGCAAAUAUGAAAACACAUGAGAUGAUCCACACUGGAGAGAAACCUUACAAGUGUUCACACUGUGACAAAAGAUUCAAUCAGUCAGCAAAUCUGAAAAUACAUGAGAGGAUCCACACUGGAGAGAAACCUUACAAGUGUUCACACUGUGACAAAAGAUUCAAUCAGUCAGCAAAUCUGAAAAUACAUGAGAGGAUCCACACUGGAGAGAAACCUUACAAGUGUUCACACUGUGACAAGAGAUUCAGUGAUCCAGCAAAUAUGAAAACACAUGAGAUGAUCCACACUGGAGAGAAACCUUACAAGUGUUCACACUGUGACAAAAGAUUCAAUCAGUCAGCAAAUCUGAAAAUACAUGAGAGGAUCCACACUGGAGAGAAACCAUACACAUGUGAUCAGUGCGGGAAGAGUUUCACACGAAAAGGACGCAUUAUGUCACAUAUGAGAGUUCACACUGGAGAGAAACCAUUCACUUGUGAUCAGUGCGGGAAGAGUUUCACACGAAAAGGACGCAUUAUGUCACAUAUGAGAGUUCACACUGGAGAGAAACCAUUCACUUGUGAUCAGUGCGGGAAGAGUUUCACACGAAAAGGACGCAUUAUGUCACAUAUGAGAGUUCACACUGGAGAGAAACCAUUCACUUGUGAUCAGUGCGGGAAGAGUUUCACACGAAAAGGACGCAUUAUGUCACAUAUGAGAGUUCACACUGGAGAGAAACCAUUCACUUGUGAUCAGUGCGGGAAGAGUUUCACACGAAAAGGACGCAUUAUGUCACAUAUGAGAGUUCACACUGGAGAGAAACCAUACACAUGUGAUCAGUGCGGGAAGAGUUUCACACGAAAAGGACGCAUUAUGUCACAUAUGAGAGUUCACACUGGAGAGAAACCAUACACAUGUGAUCAGUGCGGGAAGAGUUUCACACGAAAAGGACGCAUUAUGUCACAUAUGAGAGUUCACACUGGAGAGAAACCUUACAAAGCCAAGAAAUCUUUCACCUGCACUCAGUGUGGAAAGAGUUUCACACACAAAUCUGAUCUUGAGAAUCACAUGAGAGUUCAUACUGGAGAGAAACCGUUCACUUGUGAUCAAUGCGGGAAGAGUUUCACACGAUCAUCAACCCUUAAGGUACACAUGAACAUCCACACUAGAGAGAAACUGUACACAUGUGAUCAGUGCAGCAAAACAUUUUUGAGAGCUUCAGACCUGAAGAAACACCUGAGAGUUCAUACAAAGGAGAAGCCACAUUCAUGUCAUUUGUGUGGAAAGAGAUUUUUGCAUCCAGAAUAUUUAAAAGAACAUCAGAAAAUACAUACUGCUGUGGGAGAGUACAUGUGCUUUGAGUGUGAAAAGACUUUUACUUCAGAGCAAUAUUUAAAACAGCACCAGAGGAUUCACACUGGAGAAAAACCGUACAAGUGUUCACACUGUGACAAGAGAUUCAGUGUGUCAUCAAAUCUGAAAACACAUGAGAGGAUCCACACUAGAGAGAAACCUUACACAUGUGAUCAGUGCGGGAAGAGUUUCUCACUAAAAAGAAACCUUACGAUACAUAUGAGAGUUCAUACUGGAGAGAAACCGUUCACUUGUGAUCAGUGCGGGAAGAGUUUCACACAGUCAUCAAGCCUUAAGGAUCACAUGAACAUCCACACUAGAGAAAAACUGUACACAUGUGAUCAAUGUGGGAAAACAUUUUUGUGGGCUUUAGUCUUGAAGAAACACCUGAGAGUUCAUACAAAGGAGAAGCCACAUUCCUGCACUCAGUGUGGAAAGAGUUUCACACGCAAACAACAUCUUGAGCUUCACAUGAGAGUUCAUACUGGAGAGAAACCGUUCACUUGUGAUCAGUGCGGGAAGAGUUUCUCUAGAGCGAGCAGUUUAAAACUGCAUGAGAUGAUUCACACUGGAGAGAAACCAUUCACUUGUGAUCAGUGCGGGAAGAGUUUCGGACGAUCAUCAAGCCUUAAGGGUCACAUGAACAUCCACACUAGAGAGAAACCAUUCACUUGUGAUCAGUGCAGGAAGAGUUUCAGACACUCAUCUAGCCUUAAGGAUCACAUGAACAUCCACACUAGAGAGAAACCGUUCACUUGUGUUCAGUGCGGGAAGAGUUUCAGACACUCAUCAAGCCUUGAGGGUCACAUGAACAUCCACACUAGAGAGAAACUGCACACAUGUGAUGAAUGCGGCAAAACAUUUUUGAGAGCUUCAUACCUGAAGAAACACCUGAGAGUUCAUAUAAAUGAGAAGCCACAUUCAUGUCAUUUGUGUGGAAAGAGUUUUUCACGUCUACAAAGUUUGAAAGAACAUCAGAAAAGACAUACUGGUGUGAGAGAGUACAUGUGCUUUGAGUGUGAAAAGACUUUUACUUCAGCAAAGAGUUUAAAACUGCAUGAGAUGAUUCACACUGGAGAGAAACCUUACAAGUGUUCACACUGUGACAAGCGAUUCAGUCAGUUAGGAAAUCUGAAAAAACACGAGAGGAUUCACACUGGAGAGAAACCGUAUCACUGCACUGCAUGUGGGAAGCGUUUCAACCAAUUAUCUAAUCUAUACACACAUACACAAAGAUAUCACAGUAAGUAGAUCAAGUUCAGAUCCAGCACUUUCAGAUCUGAUGCUGCUUCCUCACCAAAUGUGACACAAUAAUGCAUUAAGCAAUAAAAUAUCAUCAGGAUAAAUCUUUCAUUACAAGCGACAUGACAGAGAAACAUUAUCUAAAGUUUUCACAGUGAAUAAAGUUCAUCUUCAUCUUCAAAACCAGCAGAUUCAACUGAGAUUCAGAUCAACUCAAAGAUGGAGUUCCUCCUCGAAGAACAAUGCCAAAGGUUUUAUUCUUGUGUAUCAUUUUGCUUUAUGAAGUAAAUGAUAUCAUUGUACUUUCUUAUGGGUUUCAUGUUAUGUUCAAUAAGUUUAAUAAGCAGUAUUGUAACAAUAGUAAUACCAUAAAAACCUCACCGAUACCCAUCCAUACUUGUCAGUAGGAGAGAGAUCCAGCUCAUUAGUUUUCACUCUAAAUGUAAUUAUUGAUUAAAUGUUACUUUUUUUAGGUGAUUUUUGAAUUGUCUCAACUUUUUGUUGUAUAAACUUAAAACAACAAGUUGAGAAAACUCAAAAAUCUGCUGAAGCUGGUUGCCUUAAAAUUUUAA